AUGCAAGGGAGCAAACACCAGGCCGGGAGAGGCCGCCGCCACCGUGAGGGAGGAGCUGGGCUGCACGCGGGCCGCCAGGAGGCAGGCAGGGACUUGGUCCCGGGAGGCCGCCGUGGGGCGACAGCUGGGUCUGAAGAGGCCCCUGGGAGGCAACAGCGGGGCCUGCAGAGGCUCUUCUCCAGCCAGAGCUGGGCCUGUACAGGCCACCGGGAGGCAGGACGUGGGCCUGAAGAGCUUGGCUGCAGAAACUUCGGGGCCUACAAACGCCAGCAGGAGCUGAGCCAAAAGAGCUUGCUUGCUGGGAGUCAGGAGCUGGGCUGGGAGACGCAGCCAGGAGGAACAGCUGGGCCUGCAGAGGCCACCAUGAGGGAGGCAGAGGCUGGGCCUCCUCAAGUCGGCCUCUCCAGACCCACUUGCAGCCUCCCGGCAUCCUCUCUGGGCCCAGUUCUUCCUCCCGGCUGCGUCUCCAGGCCCGAUUCCGGCCUCCCAACAACCUCUUUGGACUCAGCUCCCGCCGAGCUCCCGGCGGCCCUGGUAGGCCCACAACUUCGUGAAGCCAAGCUCCCCAGGCCCAGCUCAGGCCUCACGGUGGCCUCUCCAGGCUCAGCUCCUGCCCUCCGACGGCGUCUCCAGGCUCCAAACGGCGUCGGGUCGGUGGGCUCCUCCUGGCCCAGCUUGGGCCUCCCGGCAACCUCUGCAGGCCCAAGUCAUCCUGAAGUCAGCCUCUCCAGGCCCAGCUCUGGCCUCCCGCCCAGACUGUCGUCAAGUCGUCCUGUCCUGCCUCCCGGCGGCCUCUCCAGGCCUGGGGUGGCCAACUUGAGGACGACUUGGGCCUGUAGAGGCCGCUGGGAGGAAGACCUGGGCCUGGAGAGGCUGACUGGAGGAAGUGCAGGGUCUGGAGCGCAUGCAAGGGAGCAAACGCCAGGCCGGGAGAGGCCGCCGUGA
This is a messenger RNA of Pongo pygmaeus (Bornean orangutan), 945 nucleotides long. RefSeq lists its product as uncharacterized. The record is from RefSeq and is a predicted model, not a curated record. The transcript is spliced from 3 exons. Lineage: Eukaryota; Metazoa; Chordata; Mammalia; Primates; Hominidae. Bases 1 to 945 code for a protein of 314 amino acids.